UAUGUAUAUCAUGAGUCGAUGGAUACUUUUUUCUUCUUUUUUAUGAUUAUUUCCUGUUUGUUUUGCACUAUGACCUUUUGAUGCAAAUUGUUUAUUACUACAAGCCAGGCACUAGUUAUACUAUAUGUAUGCAGUUGCAUAGGAAGACCCUGGCUGGUUCGUUCUUAUGUCGGAUGGAUAAUGGCUACUUGAUUUUUUUUUUUUUUUUUUUUUUUUUUUUUACAAAGUUUACAUAGUUAGGUAGAUUACUCGGAUUAGGCAUUUAUGGUACACAUUUCUUUACUGAAACUUUCUCUCUCGUUUU
Aspergillus ochraceoroseus IBT 24754 is the source of this 304-nucleotide messenger RNA. RefSeq lists its product as uncharacterized. Lineage: Eukaryota; Fungi; Ascomycota; Eurotiomycetes; Eurotiales; Aspergillaceae. The record is from RefSeq and is a predicted model, not a curated record. The coding region runs from base 81 to 236 and encodes 51 amino acids. The transcript has a single exon.